UACACAAUUGUGGAAUAUUCUCACAAUUUAUUAAACCGAACGGAAAACAAAACCCAUAAUUGUUGAACAAAUGGACAAAAAAACUAAUAAUUACAUCACCGUACGACCUAUAAAAAGUAUUAUCAGCAAAGAUGAGCACUCAGAUGAAGUGGAUACGGAACAUGGCAUGCAAAAACGUACCAAGAGAAAGAGCAGAUUCAGAAGAUUGAAACGCGUGACAAAAUCGCCUUGGUCAGAUUAUGAAAAAAGUGUUAGGCCCAACAGACACAGAAUAAUAGAACAGAUAUAUGAAAGACAUGAGAAAAAAACUUUUAAUGAAUACUUUGAUAGGAAAGAAAGCGUUAAACUGGUUGAAAAAAUCGAUUUUAUCGAUGAAAAUGUUCUGUAUAAGCACAAAUUGGGCGUGACCGGACUUGCAUUGUUCGAUGAAAACAAUAUUGUAUCAUGCAGCUUUGACAGCAAGAUCUACGUUUAUAACAUGGUUGCAAAGAGCUUAAAGAUCUUUUCUGGUCAUUGUAAGGGAGUGACCGGUAUUUUUGUGAAGGAACCGUUCGUUUACUCCGUUUCGUUUGACUGCAAGUUGAAGGUAUGGAAUUUACGAAACGAGAGAUGUGUAUUCAGAAAGGCCUUGGACGUAGUUCCUCUGAAAAUUUUUGUUGACAUGUGUGAUGUAGAAGACGGUGUUGUAAGUGCUGAUCUAAGUCGAGAGGGCAGCGUUAGUGUGAAAGGUCGGUUAAAUGAAAUACGCAGUGACAACGAAAGUAGUGCGCAGUAUUCCAGGAGAAAAUCUAUGAAUUAUACCUUUCAUUCUUGCAGGCGUAAAAAUGUACAAAAAGAUGAUAAAAAAAUGAUAAGUUGGUCCAGGAAUAUCAAUUGCAUUAUUAUCGGCACAUCGGAAGGCAUAGUUGUACUUGAUUGUAGUUCUGAAGAGAUAAAGAGUGUUUUGCUGGGUUUUGUGCUGGAUAUCCAGUCUGACGCACAGUCUUAUUAUGUUUUGACAUCCAACAGAGAUCUUUACGUCAUAGAGAAGGCCACGUUCGAGAUAUCGAAAGAAUUUAGGGAUGUAGACUGUUUUGCCGUUCAUGGAGCAAAGCUCAGCAUGGGAAAAUCAGAACAAGUACUAAUCUAUGAUAGUGCCACAAAAGAAUGUACGGAAAUAUCAUCAUCAAAUAAUUGUCUGUUGGCAACAAAUGUAGAUGGGACGAUUAUUGCAGCCAAGACCGAUGGUAACAUUGAAAUUAUCAAAAGCUUAGCAAUUAAAAGCACCAUUGAUGGUACCGAUUCUAUUCAGAGUGUUUGUGCAGCCAAUGGUAGUUUUAUACUCAUUGGUACGGAAAGCGGAUUGAUCAGAAAAUACAGCCUGGAUUGAAGAACUAUUUCUCUUGUACAGGAUGUUUCGUGUUUUGUAAAUAGAAGCGAGUAAAAAACAUCUCAACCAUUCGUUUUGCUACGACAUAAAAAAUGAACUUAACGCAAGCGAACAUAAUAACAACCAGGAUAAAAGCUGUUGAUACUAUUCUAGGCAUAUGGUGCACCAAGAGAAUCUGUUUGUGUGUUGAUGUGAAGUAUGAGACGA
Vavraia culicis subsp. floridensis is the source of this 1576-nucleotide messenger RNA. RefSeq lists its product as uncharacterized. Bases 71 to 1369 code for a protein of 432 amino acids. Gene Ontology annotation, molecular function: protein binding. Lineage: Eukaryota; Fungi; Microsporidia; Pleistophoridae. The transcript has a single exon. The record is from RefSeq and is a predicted model, not a curated record.